Ascochyta rabiei is the source of this 843-nucleotide messenger RNA. RefSeq lists its product as uncharacterized. The record is from RefSeq and is a predicted model, not a curated record. Lineage: Eukaryota; Fungi; Ascomycota; Dothideomycetes; Pleosporales; Didymellaceae. The transcript has a single exon. Bases 1 to 843 code for a protein of 280 amino acids.
AUGGACGCCAGCACUGCCAAAUUCCCCACUAUGACCGAAGUACCAUUCCGCGAACAGACCGUCUACACCAAGCCUACUGAUAAUGAUAAGAACAAGAGAGAAGAGUGCACUUGCGACACGAAGCCAGUCCUUGUUCGCAAAGAUAGCAUCGAGUCCAUCGACUCGGACUACCCUCGUCCCCGUCGUGCUGGCCGAGUGCCGCCUCCUCCGCGUCACUAUCCAGCCCCAGCACCUCCCUACCCCGAGAACCGGUCUUUAGACUCGGCCACGCAGCUCCUCGAGAAGCUCGGCAAAGAAGACGGGCUCAUGGAGCUCCCCACACCAGCGCACAGCAACGUAUACCUGACCACGUACCCCUUCGGCGACAAGGAUGUCAAGAAAUGGGCGUGGCUGCUGGCUGCCGGUGUGGAGGAAGAGUAUCUUGCGGAGACUUCUGGGGCCAUUGGUUUGAACGGCAAGCCCAUCCCCAGCGUUGAGCGGGUCCGUCAGCGCCGCAACGAGUUUCCUGUCUACGACCCAGGAAACAUCAACAUCCCUUCUGUCUACCUCUCGCGCGCCCUUGACGUGGAAGUGGCACCCGAAGACAGCAAGCACAAUAUUCGAUACCUCAUUGUGGUACAGAACCGACACCGACCUGCAGGAAGUAAGUUGCUUGUCGCAGAGUCGAGGAAGGCUGCGGGUGUCAUCAUGUACUACGAGGCUCUGAGAGGUGAAUCGGUCGUGUUCGUGGGUGCCACAGUCCACCAAUGUAAGACUGCAGGCCCGAACAAGUUCAGGAAGGUGGCCAGCUUGGAGGAAGCGGCCAGCAUCCAAGACGAAGGAUACGUUGGCGUCGUCUGCUGA